GGCAGAGAAGAGAGCGCUUCAGACUGUCCGCGCUGCUGCUGCUGCUAGGACUGCUGCUCAUAGGGGAUCAUAUAUUUUCGAAAAACACAAGUCGGAUAAAGAGGAACAGUCUAUCCCAACUUGCUACCCGAGUCUGCUUUGACAUUAUCCCUCGUAAAAAGGACUGCGGGGAGAUGGAGAGUGAAAUUAGGGGUGACAUCUUGAAGAGGACCGGAAGACCUGAAGAGUAUAAUUCUCUGUAAAGAAACCAGCAAGGUCAGGUUUUGCCGUUACCUUCAGCACUUUAUGGGGGCCCUCUCACUGCCUGAACCAUCCAGAAUAAUUCUGGAACAGAAUAAAAUCUGAGCCAAUGGAGUCCCAUGAAGGAUACUGUUCCCUAAUACUGGAAUGGAGUGAAAAGAGAGGGCCACUGGACCAUACACAGCUCUAGGGUCCUGGACCUGGAGAGACGCUUGUAAUCUGUGGAUCUGUAGACCUGAGUAUCCGAAUGACCUGCAUUUCUUUGAAAUCCAUUUUAAUUAGAAAUUACAAAAUAAAGAUAUUUUGAUAGAUAAUAACUAUGAAUUUUAGUGUCAAUCAGCUCCAAUAGUUUGGAGAUAGUAGUGAGAUACCCAAGGUUUUCAGUAAGAUUUUAACCUUGUUUUACCAGUUACAGCCCAAAUUGACCUUGAUAAUGAUACCAAGGCCAUUUCAAUGGUUUUAGGUCCCAUGAUCUUCUACUCAAAGGAGCUUGUCCAUUGCAGGAUUUCCCAAAUUAAUGUGUUGGAAUAAUCCAAAAAUUACCAAGUAUGGAUUGAAAUUGUCAAUUUGAAUUCUCAGGGUGUUUUGUAUCAAUAUCAAGCCCACCCCCUUCAACGCCAUACUUGUUGAUGGAUUGUGGAGCUGCCGUCAACAACGUGAAACUGUGCUACCCAUAAAACAUAUGGGAAAGCUAGUCUUGGAAAUCUUGAAUGCAGUUUUCCCUUGUACAGUAACAAAAAACAUCUCUGUUACCAGAAUGGAUUUGAUACCAGUGUAGACAGACAGCGGAGAUAAGUCAGGAAAAGCUCAAUGGCGAAGAUCACAUGGGAAAGAUAAGUCUGAUUGAAAAUGAUUUGCCAAGUUUCUUCUGCAAAGAGAAAAAACAUUCUGCAGCCUUUCUAAAUUCAUCGAGUCAUGGCGUGUCAUGACAUGCCCUGCAUCCUGAGACUGAACUAUUUAAGACAAUUGAACGCUCAAGAAUCUUGUGAAUUAAUCCAAGAGUCCUAGAACAGAAAUCUUGGUUGGCCUUGGAGUGUUUUUUCUUCAAUAUUGCUGGUUUGAGGACUCUUUUCACCUCUUCGGUAAUCCCCGUCACAUGUCGAGCCAAUCAGGAUUUUCCAAAAUGGCUCCCUGUUGGAGACUGGGAGCUUGUAGCCUGAUGGCAGCCCUUUGGCUUUUGCAUUGCUGUAGUUGUGGAUGGUCAGAGACCACGAGGACUAGUGGCGUGGCCAAGGGUGAAACGAAGGAGCAGGAGCUCAUGUCCCGUGAACGAGUGAAGAGAGGAUGGGUGUGGAACCAGUUCUUUGUGGUGGAGGAGUACACGGGCACGGAACCACUCUACGUUGGAAAGAUACAAGAUGUGUUAGACUCAGUUAAAGCCACACUCUGUGAGAUGUGCAUGCCACCAAACAGUGGGCCACCAACAAAAAACAUCCACACAGAUUCGGACGAGGGCGAGGGGAACAUCAAGUACACUAUCUCCGGGGAAGGGGCGGGCACGAUCUUCAUCAUCGACGAGCUGACGGGUGACAUCCACGCCACUGAGCGAUUGGACCGCGAGGAGCAGAGCUACUACACCCUCAGAGCUCAGGCCCGGGACCGGCUCACCAACCACCUGCUGGAAUCCGAGUCAGAGUUUGUCAUAAAGGUCCAGGAUAUCAACGACAGUGAACCCAAGUUCCUGGAAGGGCCCUAUAUCGGGAGUGUGGCAGAGCUUUCACAAAUAGGAACAUCGGUGAUGAAGGUCACUGCGUCGGAUGCAGAUGAUCCUACGUAUGGGAGCAGUGCCAGGGUUGUGUACAGCGUACUGGAUGGAGAGAGUUUCUUCACAGUGGACAGACAGACGGGACUGAUUCGGACAGCCGUGGCAGAUCUGGACCGGGAGAAGCAGGAUCGCUACGAGCUGGUCGUCAAGGCAACCGACAUGGCAGGCCAAAUGGGCGGUCUCUCCGGCUCCACCACAGUGACCAUAGUUAUCACAGAUGUUAAUGACAACCCACCACGCUUUCCGCAGAAGAUGUACCAGUUUUCGGUGUCUGAGGGGGCAGCCGUGGGGACGCCGGUGGGGAGGGUGAUCGCCACGGACGCAGACAUGGGGGAGAACACAGACAUGAGCUACCUGAUCAAAGAUGAGGAGGGUGGGGAACUCUUCAAGGUCACCACCGACAGUGACACGCAAGAGGCCAUCAUCACCAUCAAAAAGGCAUUGGAUUUUGAGAGCAAGCGCACACACAACGUGGUGGUGGAGGCUGUCAACAAGCACGUAGACCCCCGCUUUUCUGAGCUGGGCUCGUUUCGGGACCAGACCAUCGUGCGGGUCAGCGUAACUGACACUGAUGAGCCGCCGGUCUUCCACCCUGCCGAGGGAGCCAUCUUGGAGGUCCAGGAGGAUGCCAGGCUAGGUGCGCUGGUGGGCACUGUGACUGCCAAGGACCCGGACAUGGAGAACGCACCUGUCAGGUACUCUAUUGACUGGAGUACGGACCAGGAGCAGAUCUUCCACAUUGACCCAGUGUCGGGUGCCAUCACGCUGGGCAAUAUUCUGGACCGAGAGACGGCUGGCUGGCACAACAUCACUGUGACGGCAGUGGAAGCAGAUAACGUGUCCCAGAUAUCCCAUUCGUCAGUGAGCAUUCGUAUCCUGGAUGUGAAUGAUAACCCUCCUGAACUGGCCACGCCCUACGAGGCAUCUAUCUGUGAGGAUGCCAAGCCGGGUCAGCUCAUUCACACCAUCAGUGUGGUGGAUCGGGACGAGCCGCAGUCGGGCCACCGAUUCUACUUCACCCUGGCACCAGAGGCCACCAACAACCGCCACUUCACCCUGUGGGAUGUCAAAGACAACACUGCGGGAAUCCGGACCCAGCGCUCGGGCUUCAACCGCCACGAGCAGAACGUCUACCUGCUGCCUAUCCUGGUAGUGGAUAGCGGGCCUCCCGCCCUGAGCUCCACGGGCACCCUGACCAUCCACGUGUGUGGCUGUGACCCGGAGGGCGCCAUCCAGUCCUGCAAUGCCACCGCCUACGCCAUUAGCGCCUCACUCAGUCCCGGGGCCCUCAUAGCUCUACUGGUCUGCAUGCUCAUACUCAUAGUCCUGGUGCUGCUAAUCCUGACCCUGAAGCGCCACCGCAAGGGCCAGAGCAUGUCGGAGGACGAGGAGGACAUGCGCGACAACGUCAUCAAGUACAACGACGAGGGCGGCGGCGAGCAGGAUACGCAGGCCUACGACAUGAGUACCCUGCGCAACCUCUUUGACUUUCCAGAGGCCAAGAGUGGCUCGUCCGAGUCGGGCCCUGACCUACGCACGCUGCCCCAGUGGUUCCAGGGACGGAUGAGUGGUGACGGCGGGACGGCCGACUUCUCCCUCUUCAAGGGCUACAUCCUCAAGAAGGUGGAGCAGGCAGACGCCGACCUGUCGGUGCCGCCCUACGACUCAUUCCAGACGUACGCCUUCGAGGGAACCAGCUCUCCGGCCCUCUCCCUCAGCUCCAUCCACACCCUGUCCACCACAUCCGAGCAGGAUUUCUCCUACCUCAGCGACUGGGGGCCGCGCUUCAGGCAGCUGGCUGGAUACUACACCACGGGACAUCCUGAGGAAGACGGCUCUUAGCGGUGUCCUCGGCCCAGACCCUUUCUCCUCCUCCAUCCCCAGCACUGUAUCAAGAGCCCAGUGUCAAAACUGUCCUAAAAAGCCCUCGUCCAACUCCUUCAGAGCGACAGAACUGAAUCCCAGUCAGUGUUGGAAAUCAAUUUGGUCAAAAAAAAAAUCUUACUUCGAAAAGGUUGAAACUUCAUGGUGAAAGGUGGGCUGAUUAAAUGUGGGAUUAAAGGAGGUCUUAUCCAUUCACUAUUCCCUUUACAAUAAGGAACAAAGGAGUAUGACGUAAUACAAUAUAAGUGGUGCGCCACAGGUUACAAUACAAUUACCUUUUACAUUUGUCUCUGGGUAUUUUCUGCCUGGAGUCAAAGACUGUUCAAUUUUUAGCUGUGUGAGUGUGGACGCUCUGAGGACAUUCAGAGAAAUGUGAAUGUUAUGAAACUCAGCAGGGGGUUAAGGGUUUUUUCCAAGCCAAGGCAAACUAUCUGUGACAAAUAUGUAUUUAUUUAUGAACAAAUAUUUAUGUAUUUAUUCCUUUGUAUUGAUGUAUUUAUUUUGUCCAUAAUCACCUAACCACUUGUAACAAUGGACAUCAAUGAAGAAUGAUACAGAAAGAUUUAUUAAAGUGAAAACCUGAGGAGAGAUGAGCUUCUGUGUAAGCAUGUAGCAGAGGACUUCACAAAGGUGAUAUUUGGGUCACGGACAACUACAGUCUAGGAAAUAUUUGUAUUUAUUUUUUAGGAAAACUUUUGUAAAAUAAACAACAAGACUGGAAGACGGAGAGUGACUAAAAAGAAAAGGGUGAGACUUUCACUGGAUUGUAAAGAUUUCUAAGGGGUUAUGAAGGACGUUGGACAUUGUGUUAACUGGGUUUUUGCUUUGCUUUUUCACCGCCAUUUAAAAGGCAAUAAGGCACAAUCCGCACAAGCGAUUCAACACUAUACUGUAUGAAAUGACUGUGUUUGUUUCAUGGAGUUGGGUAUUUGCCAACUCUUCCUGAGAAGUUCAUGUUCAUUCCAGUAUUUGUAUGUGUGUGUCCAACUUGUUUUAUAUUUCGGAAGAUUUGAUUGCUUUUGUUCUUUUGAGUCUAUUUUACAGGGUGGAUGGAUAUGUGAAGGGGUGACCGGUACAGGAAUAAGGGAUGAGUAGAUGGAAUUCCUCCACCCGCUAUCCAGAACCUAUUUAAUGUUGAUCUUAAACUUGCAAAUGUAUGGAAAAUAAAAUCA
Coregonus clupeaformis (lake whitefish) is the source of this 5061-nucleotide messenger RNA. RefSeq names its product cadherin-22-like. Gene Ontology annotation, molecular function: calcium ion binding; cadherin binding. NCBI's taxonomy places the organism in Eukaryota, Metazoa, Chordata, Actinopteri, Salmoniformes, Salmonidae. Bases 1337 to 3847 code for a protein of 836 amino acids. Gene Ontology annotation, cellular component: adherens junction; plasma membrane; catenin complex. Gene Ontology annotation, biological process: homophilic cell-cell adhesion; adherens junction organization; cell morphogenesis. The transcript is spliced from 14 exons. The record is from RefSeq and is a predicted model, not a curated record.